Messenger RNA from Telopea speciosissima, 2440 nucleotides. Its product is annotated as cyclic nucleotide-gated ion channel 1-like. The coding region runs from base 139 to 2265 and encodes 708 amino acids. Gene Ontology annotation, biological process: monoatomic ion transport; transmembrane transport. Gene Ontology annotation, molecular function: monoatomic ion channel activity. The transcript is spliced from 7 exons. The record is from RefSeq and is a predicted model, not a curated record. Gene Ontology annotation, cellular component: membrane. Lineage: Eukaryota; Viridiplantae; Streptophyta; Magnoliopsida; Proteales; Proteaceae.
GGGUUGACAUUAAAAUUUUUCAAAGAUACUUAGACUACAUCUACCUGAUGGAAAAGGAUUCUUAUCUUCCUUGAGGGAACUCAAGAUUGAUACUCUCACAUUGGACAACUUGUUCCAACUUCCAAGUAAGCUGAAAUUAUGAAUUACCGACAAGAGAAAUUUGUGAGGUUUCAGGAUUGUAGUUCAGAGAGAUCUCCAAGCUCUGAGAGGCAAUUUUCCGCAAAAUAUUCAGGAGGAAUUAGAACAGCACUUAGCUCAGUUUCAGAAAGGAUUCAAAGAGGGUUUGAAUGGGCCUCUGAAGGGAUUAAGAGCCUUAGGAAAUUGUUCAAGGCCCAUUCUCUAGAUGAUCCAUUGAUAAAAGACUCUGGGUCUAGGAAGAAAAUUCUGGAUCCACAGGGGCCAUUUCUUCAGAGAUGGAACAAAAUAUUUGUUUUGUCAUGUGUGAUUGCAGUGUCCUUGGAUCCGUUGUUCUUUUAUGUCCCAGUGGUUGAUGGUAAGAACCAUUGUCUUGGCUUGGAUAGGAGGUUGGAGAUAACAGCUAGUGUUCUUCGUUCGUUCACUGAUAUUUUUUAUAUGCUUCACAUCAUCUUUCAAUUCCGUACUGGUUUUAUUGCUCCUUCUUCUCGAGUAUUUGGAAGAGGUGUUUUGGUUGAAGAUCCAUUGGCCAUAGCAAAACGCUACUUGUCAUCGUACUUCCUAAUCGACAUUCUUGCAGUUCUUCCACUUCCACAGGUGGUUAUUUCGAUUGUCAUACCAAAAUUGAAGGGCUCAAAAUCUUUAAAUACAAAGGACUUGUUGAAGUUUGUUGUUGUGUUCCAGUAUGUACCAAGGAUCCUUCGAAUCUAUCCACUCUAUAAAGAAGUGACAAGAACUUCAGGCAUACUUACCGAGACAGCAUGGGCUGGAGCUGCUCUGAAUCUUUUUCUUUACAUGCUUGCUAGCCAUGUACUUGGGGCCUUUUGGUACUUGUUUUCAAUUGAACGACAAAAUACAUGCUGGCGAGAAGCUUGUCCGAAGAACCCUGGAUGUGAAAUUCGUCGUUUGUACUGUGGUGAUGGUAUCAAUGACAUGUCAUUUCUAAAUAGUACUUGUCUUCUUACGGGUCAGGAUCCGCACUUUGAGUUUGGAAUAUUCCUUGAUGCUCUUACAUCCGAUGUGGUGGAAUCAAAUGAUUUCCCACAGAAGUUCUUUUACUGCUUUUGGUGGGGCCUGCGUAAUCUGAGUUCUCUUGGGCAAAAUCUGGAAACAAGUACUUAUGUUUGGGAGAUAGUAUUUGCGGUCUUCAUUUCCAUCUUCGGUUUGGUUCUUUUUGCGUUUCUCAUUGGCAAUAUGCAGACAUAUCUGCAGUCCACUACUGUUAGAUUAGAAGAGAUGAGAUUGAAAAGGCGAGAUGCAGAGCAAUGGAUGUCCCACCGUUUGCUACCUGACAGCCUCAGGGAACGGAUCAGGCGUUAUGACCAGUACAAGUGGCAAGAAACGAGAGGUGUUGAUGAAGAGAAUCUGCUCUGCAACCUUCCCAAGGACCUCAGAAGGGACAUAAAACGCCAUCUCUGCUUGGCUCUACUCAUGAGAGUGCCAAUGUUUGAAAAAAUGGAUGACCAAUUACUGGAUGCAAUGUGUGAUCGCCUCAAGCCAGCACUCUACACAGAGGACAGUGUCAUUGUUCGUGAGGAGGAUCCGGUGGAUGAUAUGCUAUUCAUCAUGAGGGGGAAGCUAUGGAGUGUGACCACAAAUGGUGGAAGGACUGGCUUCUUUAACUCUGAUUUUCUGAAAGCUGGGGAUUUCUGUGGAGAAGAGUUGCUGACAUGGGCGUUGGAUCCCCACUCAUCUUCCAACCUCCCGAUCUCAACCAGAACAGUGAAGGCCCUGACUGAGGUCGAAGCCUUUGCUCUUGAGGCAGAGGACUUGAAGUUUGUGGCUUCCCAGUUCCGGCGACUUCACAGCAAGCAGCUCCGACACACUUUCAGGUUCUACUCGCAUCAGUGGAGGACAUGGGCAGCCUGUUUCAUACAAGCAGCUUGGCGCCGCUACUGUAAGAAGAAGCUAGAAGACUCUUUACGUGAGGAGGAAGAUAAGUUGCAGGAUGCAUUGGCCACGGGGGCAGGGAGCUCUCCAAGCCUUGGUGCUACCAUUUAUGCUUCACGGUUUGCUGCUAAUGCAUUACGUGCUAUAAGGCGCAAUGGUGCACGCAAAGCGAGGGAGAGAUUACCACCUAUAUUGCUUCAGAAACCUGAAGAGCCUGAUUUUACAGCUGAAGAUCAUUAACUAGGUAAUAUCAUCCUUGGCCAUACUUGGUCUGCUAUAUUUUUGUGUUUAACGUGUAAAGCCUGAGUAACCUGUUAAAAGCGCAUGUAAAGCCUGAAUAGACGCAUCAUGGUUUCAGUGAACUAGUUGUGUAUUGUAUAUAAUUUAUAUACAUUAUAAGAAUGUCCCACUGUUG